CCCAAGUCAUCGGCACCUUCAAGCACACACCUCGACCAGUUCAACUUAUCAAAACCGGACCCCCUCACUCGGACCAGUCACGAUGCUCAUCAGCAAGCAGAACCGCCGCAUCAUUUACGAGCAGCUCUUCAAGGAGGGCGUCCUCGUCGCCCCCAAGGAGUUCAACCGCCCCUCGCACCCCGACCUCACCACGGUCCCCAACCUCGAGGUCAUCAAGGCGAUGCAGUCGCUCACCUCGAAGGGCUACGUCAAGACCCAGUUCUCGUGGCAGUGGUACUACUACACCCUCACCGACGAGGGCCUCGCCUACCUCCGCGAGUACCUCCACCUCCCCGCCGAGAUCGUGCCCGUGACCCACACCAAGCCCGCCCGCCCCGCCGGCCGCCCCGCCGGCUACGGCGCUGGCCGUGAGGGCGGCUACCGUGCCCCCCGUGGCGACCGCGAGGGUGGCUACCGCCGCCGCGACGACGCCGCUGGCGACAAGGAGGGUGCUGGUGGUGACUACCGCCCCCGCUUCGGCGGUGUUGGCCGUGGCGCCGGUGCCCCCGCCUCGUAAAAUGCUCGAGAGAGAGUCUCUCUUCUCGGCUUUUCUACUGGGAUGACAGGUGCCCAUUCGUCUCGACAUCGCCUAGUCUUGUAGUCUAUGCAUUCGGGCGUUUGGUGCUUGAUUAA
This is a messenger RNA of Vanrija pseudolonga, 672 nucleotides long. Its product is annotated as 40S ribosomal protein S10-B. Gene Ontology annotation, molecular function: structural constituent of ribosome; RNA binding. The record is from RefSeq and is a predicted model, not a curated record. The transcript has 2 exons. Lineage: Eukaryota; Fungi; Basidiomycota; Tremellomycetes; Trichosporonales; Trichosporonaceae. The coding region runs from base 83 to 556 and encodes 157 amino acids. Gene Ontology annotation, cellular component: cytosolic small ribosomal subunit.